Molecule: messenger RNA, 8250 nt
Organism: Homalodisca vitripennis (glassy-winged sharpshooter)
Lineage: Eukaryota; Metazoa; Arthropoda; Insecta; Hemiptera; Cicadellidae
Gene: Bre1
Product: E3 ubiquitin-protein ligase Bre1
Exons: 16
Coding region: 299-3163 (954 amino acids)
Cellular component (GO): nucleus; HULC complex
Molecular function (GO): metal ion binding; ubiquitin protein ligase activity
Source: RefSeq, a predicted model, not a curated record
UCCAGUCAAUCAAGCUUGUUUGUAAAAUUGUUGUGUAGUCUUCGAUUCUUACCCUUUCAUUUGUAUAUUAUUAAAACGUAUUUCAAGUACAGGAUUAGAUUUGUUUCUGGAAUUUAGAUCAAUGGUGGGAUUUAUGGCUGCGGGAUUUGCCGCUUCAUAUUAGGUUUGUCUUUCCAAAUGUAAACGACAUAGUAUGUGAAUCCUGAUUCUAAAGAAGAUUUUAUGAUUAAUAUCGAACCUGAAAAGAAAAAUUAAAUUUAGUAUCCUCCCUUAAGUAACUUAUCUCAAUCAUCACACUAUGUCGACCAAAAGAGGUGCAGAUGGUGAUAGUGGAAGUAAUGAUGAGCCUCCUCUCAAGAAGGUCCAGUUUGAGCCAAUACGCAUUGGUCCCAUAUCAACGCUCGAAGAGAUGGACAUUAAAGUGCUUCAGUUCCAGAAUAAGAAACUUGCUCAGAGGUUGGAGCAGCGCAACAGGUUAGAGGCCGAGCUGCGACAGAGGAUAGAACAGCUGGAGAAGCGGCAGACUCAGGAUGAUGCUGUGCUCAAUGUAGUCAACCGGUACUGGAACCAGCUGAACGAGGAUAUCAGAGUCCUUCUGCAGCGGUUCGAUGCAGAAACAGCUGACGAGUCUGAGAAUAAGAAUGAAAGUGAGGCUACAACAUCAUUUCUUAUGCAACUGUCUACAUGGGACAAGGAGGAGUUGGAUGAGAAACUGGCCAACAGAGUCCAAGUAUCCAAGAGGGCUGUAGCCAAAGUCAUCCAAGCCUUUGACCGUCUCAUGCAGAGAAAUGAGAAGAUCACACUCGCUCUCAAGGGAGAGUUGGAUGGUGAUGAAGCCCCAAAUGUGGACGAAGUGAUCAGGCAGGCCAACAUCGAGACCCAAGCGGAGAAUCGCAACUUGCUUGCCCUGAACACUUCUCUGCACAAGAAGUAUCACACCAUUUCAUUAAAAAUGGCAGAGCUCCAAGAGCGAGUGACAUGCAAGGAGACUGAGGCAGCAGAGCUUCUGAACCGUGUCGACGAUCUGCAGUAUGAGUUGGCUAAGGUGACGAGUCGCAACGACAAGUUAGAGAACCACCUGGCCGAGGCCAUAGAGAAAGUCAAGACCUACCAGCAAAUACACGGCGAUGAGAAAGGUGUGGUCAAGCCGGUUGUCACCACCACAGUGUCGCAGAAGAAGAUGGAAGAGCUGCAGAAGGAGAUAGAGGAGGUGAGGGAGUUGGCCAACAACCGGCUGCAGGAACUCGACAAACUCCACACUCAGCAUCGGGAAGCUCUCAAGGAGGUGGAGAAACUCAAGAUGGAUAUCCGCCAACUACCUGAGAGUGUGAUUGUGGAAACUACAGAGUACAAGUGUCUACAAUCACAGUUCUCUGUCCUGUACAAUGAGUCCAUGCAGCUCAAGACCCAGCUGGACGAGGCCAGGCUGCAGCUGCAGUCUUCCAAGAAUGCACAUCUACGUCAGAUUGAGAUGAUGGAGAGUGAAGAACUGAUGGCGCAGAAGAAACUACGGACGGAAGUGAUUCAGCUGGAAGAUCUCUUGGCUCAGUUGCGCAAGGAGUACGAAAUGUUGCGGAUAGAGUUUGAGCAGAACCUAGCAGCCAACGAGCAGACUGGACCUAUCAACCGAGAGAUGAGACACCUGAUAACAUCAUUACAGAAUCACAACCAACAGUUAAAGGGAGAGGUCCAUCGGUACAAACGCAAGUACAAGGACGCCAACUCUGAGAUUCCUAAGCUGAAGAAGGAGCUGGAGGAGCUGAACAACCGGCUGAGCCAGCAAGGAGGGGUGGAGGUGAAGGAGUGCUCCAGCUUGGAGUGCAAGGAGGAGGAGUCCAACCAGUCCGCUAGCAUGCCACUGGACAAGGUCAAGGAGGAGCCGAGCAGCAACAUCAAGAAAGAGCCUCAGGAUGAGGAGCCAGAGGCUGAAGAUCCGGCCAACGCAGAAGCAGACAAAGACAAACAGCUGACCUCACCAACAAUAAAGAAGGAGAAAGAGGGAGCAGCAGGAACUCCUGGAGCUGCUGCCGGGACUCCUGGAGGCAAACGGGAGAUAAAGAAGGAGCAACAUAGGGAGCAGCACCGGGCUAAGGUCCCUGAUUCAGAGAUGGUUCGAGAUCUCAAGGCUCAGCUCAAGAAGGCAUUGAACGACCAGAAGGAGAUGAAACUCCUGUUGGACAUGUACAAGGGUGCCAGUAAGGAGCAGAGAGACAAAGUACAGUUGAUGGCCUCUGAGAAGAAAAUAAGAGCAGAACUUGAAGACACAAGGCAGCAGCUCAAGAAAUUGCAGGAAAGCAAGCGAGAGGAGAGGAAGAAACUUGCUGAUGAGGAUGCAAUGAGGAAGAUAAAACAUCUAGAAGAGCAGACAUACCAACUACAAAAGCAGGUUGCCACACAUAAACAAGGAGUGUGCUGGCAGGAAGAAGAAGCUCUGUUGAACGAGAUGGAAGUGACGGGCCAAGCAUUCGAGGACAUGCAGGAGCAAAACUCCAGGCUCAUACAGCAGCUGAGGGAAAAGGAUGAUGCCAACUUCAAACUGAUGACUGAAAGGAUUAAGUCCAACCAACUGCACAAACUGGCUCGGGAAGAGAAGGAUGUACUUAAAGAGCAGGUGACUACUCUGACAAUGCAAGUAGAAGCGACCAAUGUGGUAGUACGGAAACUGGAGGAGAAGGAGAGGAUACUGCAGAACUCACUAGCCACUGCGGAGAAGGAGCUGGCUCUCAGGCAACAGGCCAUGGAGAUGCACAAGAGGAAAGCAAUAGAAUCCGCCCAGUCUGCGGCAGAUUUAAAAUUGCACUUAGAAAAGUACCAUGCUCAGAUGAAGGAGGCUCAGCAGGUGGUGGCGGAAAAGACAAGUUCGUUGGAGGCGGAAGCAUACAAAACAAAACGACUGCAGGAGGAGAUAGUGCAGCUUCGGAGGCGGACGGAGCGCAUGAAAAAGAUUGAGUUGGCUGGAACUCUGGACGAGGUGAUGAUGGAGGAGAUCCGAGAAUACAAAGAAACAUUAACGUGUCCGUCGUGCAAAGUCAAACGGAAGGACGCUGUUCUCAGCAAGUGUUUCCACGUGUUUUGUUACGACUGUUUACGGACUCGGUACGAGACUAGACAACGUAAGUGUCCCAAGUGUAACGCUGCGUUUGGGGGCGAACGAUUAUCAUAGGUUAUAUCUGGCCUCAUAAACAAGUAGGUCACCCACUUCUUUUCCUGCAAUCAGAAAAGUAUUUGGUAAAUGCUGUAGAAGAAAUCGCAUCUAUUCGCUUAACCAGCCCGCUGGGUUAUAGUUGAUCUGGGCACAAAUUCAUUGUAAUUUCUAUCUAAGAUGAAGUAUGUGUUAUACUAGGUCACCUAUACAUGGUACAUAAUAACUGUCGUCAGUCAUAGAGGGUUUACGCAGGUAUUGUUUCAUCUCUUUUCCUGCUUUAGUUCCUAGCCAACUGAACAAAGGCUAUUGUGUCAAAUGUAUAGUUCACAAUAAGGAGAAAGUUACGAUUUGCUGUUUCAAUUAUAAGAGAUUCAAUGCAUUUUCUGUUGGGUAUCUUUUUGUUGGAUCGAUAAAUGGUUUAGUUUUUUAAUUUUAUAAUCUAGAAAGAUAACAUGUUACCUUCUCUUUUCACAACAUGAUUAUUAUAAUCGUUUUAAAACUCCUUUUCAUUGGAAAUAAGUCAGUGGAUUAUAGAUGUAUACUUAAUGUAAUAAAUUAAAACAUAUUAUUAAAUAUUAUGACUAAAUGUUCUCUUUACAACACAGCAAUGAGUGUUGUACUACUGUAAUUUUCUAAGAAAUAUUAAAGUUUUUAUGUCACUACUGCAUUGUUUUAUAUGUUAACAACUUUUAAUAUAAUAUUUUGUUGUGAUCUUAAUGCAUGCUUAGUCGAAACUGUUUUUGGAGUCUUAACGAAAUGCUGCACAGUACUAAUGCAGAACAGUUGUUAGAAACUAUUUGCUCUUUUUUCUGUAGUUUGUAAAACUAUUGGUUGUAAAUGAGUAAUAAAUAGAACCUGGAUUUUUCUAAUAGGUCAUGAUAUCAGUGAAUAAUAAACUGUGAAUCUUCAUAAAUUGUGUCACUUUAACAUGACGUAACAAACGUUGCAAAUUAGCAACGGAUGAUUUCAUUUUAACUCUCGAAAAGUGAAAUUUUAUCUACUACUAUUGUGUGUCUCAUAGUAAGCAUCUCACAUGUGGUUAAACAUAUCAUAAUACAAUUAGAACACAGCUACAAAAAUGUGUUAUGAGUCUUGUUUAACGAGUGCAGGUAUCAUGAUGUACGUUUAAAAGUCUGUUACUAAUAACUGUUGCUACCUAGUUGCAACGAUACUUUUCUAUGUUUGAUAAAAAUAAAAGUAGAAAUGGGAGAAUUCGAGAAAAGUGUUCUUAAAAUCGAGAUUGUAAUAGUAAAUAUUUGUUUAUUAUGUAUAAUAGUAUGUACUUUAUUAUUAUUCUGAGGUUAAAACUUCGCAGGGUCUAAAACCAAGUUUGAAAUAUCAGUACGUUGCUUAAGCAAAAAUAAAUAAGCUUAUUUAGUAUGGUUUAUUAUUUGCUUUGAGUAUAACAUAAGACUGAACAUUUUAAAUUUUUAAUCAUCUUAAAUUUUCAUAAAGCUAAUAUUUUAAUCACUUUUAAACGCAUAGAUCUGAAACAAUUGUUCGAAUGCGCAUAAAACUGUUAAUUCAUCUUAAGUGUACAGUAAUUUAUUUCUUAUAUUUAAUUCACUAAUACAUUAUUUGUAUACAUUACAUCAUAAUAUACUUCAUUAUUUAUUCUACCCUGUAACAUAACUAUUGUUAUUAAAAAUUAUAUCAAUAUAAAAAAUGCUCUGCAUUUUUUUUAUUUGAUAUUCAUGAUAAUUAAGUUGUCUUACAACAGAUUUUCACUUUUUUAUGUACAAAAUUGUUAAAUAUGUAUUAAUGUAUACACAGACAUGUUGGGGAUCAUUUUGUUAGUAACUUUUUUUUAAUUCAAAUAUUCUACUUAAAUUAAUUUUAGAUUUAGCUUUGUGUACUGCAGUACUGUCAGUUAUGUGUGAAUGAAUUAAUGGAAAGUACAUACUUAUUUUAUAGCUGUUUCACAACAAAUUUAGUCAGUAUGAUUUGACCAAUUGAAGUGUAAGUAAAUCUACUGGAAAGUGAAUUUAUUUAAUAGGUUGAUUACCUAGGUUGUGGCAGUGAAGUUGUAGAUGUAGAUGGUGAGGUAGUUAGAUGUCUGUAACGCGACCUUUCCCUAGUUGAUAAGUUAGUUUUCUUGUGUCUGCGUUGUUAUCCAUAUUACUUAUUUCAGGACUUGACUUUGAUUCUUCAGUUUCUUCGUUUGCCACUCUUCUGUGCGUACUAAAUGAGACGGUUGUUUGUUAAAUGUGUUUGUAGCGUCAGUAUACUGAUUAUUACCAAUAGAUGAGUUGUCUUUUACUUUAUCAAUGUACGAUUGAUUUUAUGUUUUGGUUUUAGGUAUUUUCUUGUUAGAUUGUCCAGUGAAGUUUGAUCUCAACAUACCAUUUAUAGCUUUGAUGUUCAUCUCUUCCAUGAGAUGAGGGUGAGACAUGUAUUAAACUGAUGUGGUUUUCCUAUCUGUACGGAAUUCUUCGUUUUGUAUUUGGAAAGUAAAACAAAUUGCCUCGUGAUUGUAUCCUCACCAAGCCAAAAUCAUUUUAGUUGUCAAUUUUUCUGAUAUAUUCACUCAGAGGUUUUUUUUUGUAGUGUAAACGUAUUGUUUUCAAAGGGAAUUUAAGAUGAUUUAUUUGUAUGCUAAAAAGAAAUUAAGGAUGCUGAAACCCCUAUGGCAUAGUUUGUUUAAGUCCAAAUUAUUGGGACACUGAUUUGUUCACUAACUGUUGUUACGACUUGAACUGAUGAGUAAAUAAAUUCUCCUAAAUUUCCUACACGAAUGCUGCCAUGGCAGUCAUCACAGAGUAGACUUAUGAUUGGACAUCCCAAGCAAACAAAUCAAAUAAUUGUCCUUUAUCUACUGAGAAAACAAUAAAAAUGAAGUCUUCCUCGUCAGAAACACUGUAAUACAGAUAGUAAAAUCACAUCAGUUAGGACUAAAGCCAUGAGAGAAAUGAAUAUUAAAGCUAUAAAUUGAGUGUUGAGGACAAACUUCACUUGGCACCGUACUUUUGAAUGGGUCCUGCCAGUAACAUUCCAAAUGCCAAAUAGAUAAUUUUUUAGGAGAGAGAAUAAUAUAAUAAGGAAAUACUUUAACAAAAAUUUUACAUAACCUUGUGUGAAAUAGUUAUGUAAGCCAUUCACCUAAUACAAGAUACAAUAUCCAUUAUAAAUGAACCCCUUGCGGCAAAAUGAACAUCGUGAAGGUCCUUCUGUUCAUUAUGGCGUUAUGAGAAUGUACUGAAGCAUCAAAACCAAUUCCUGUGUGGAAGUAAAGUAGAUAACAGUGCAAACACAAAAUAUUAACUUUUCUAAAGGUCACAUUACAGACUUUAAACUAUCACUAAUCAUCUGAAACAUAUACUUCUUCACUGGCACAAGUAUUUGACUUCAAAAGAACACCAUAGAUUACACUAGGAGAAAGAUGGCUACAUUCAAGACCAUGAACAAAUGUUUUGGAGUGUUGUUUAUUUAUUUGACGGAUAACACUUUUUACGAACAAUUUACAACAUGAUGAUAAAUAACGCUAGAAUAGGCAAAACAUUUCAGAGGCAAUAACAGAGAUUUUACAAUUUCAAAUAACAGCAGUAUAUGGCCGGCCAAGCCAAAAGAGUAAAACUAAAAGAAAUAUAUGUAUAAUAUAAGUAUAACAAAAUUAUAUAUUAUAAAACAACCAAGUGUAAAAUAAAUUAUAGAACGACAACUAUAUGACAGGAAUAACAACUAAUAAAACUAAAUCAUAAGAAUAUAAUGAUUAACUAUAUGAUGGAUGAUACUAAUAAAAUCAGAUAACAUUUAAAUUUAUAUAUAGAGCCAAUUUAAAAAAAAUAUUUGUAUAGUCAUUUGUUAAAAGUAAUAUAUGUAUUAAAAGUAAAUAACAACCGAUUCUACUGAUAGUAGUAGAGUUAUUACUAUUGAUUAAGUAAUAGGGUGUUGACCCUAUUGGUUCUUUUGUUCAUUUAUUAUGUUCGUUAACUGUAACUAUUUAUUGAUUAUUGUCUAAACGUGUUUAUUAUGAUCCUGUAAUGUUCUUAUGUGAGUAGUUUUAGUAAAUAAUACUAACAGUAAUAUAUUUGUUUACUAAAUUUAGAGGCAUAUGGUAGUUUCGUUUUAGACCAAGUCAGAAAUAAAACCAUUACAAACAACAAACAAACUAAUUAUUGAUUUAUUUUAUAACUACUUUUUGCUUUGUUUCAUUGAUAUUCUUAAAAGACUGUCAAGUGUGUCAAAAGAGGGGAAUUUUCUUCCAUUAACGAUUAUAUGUCACUUUAUGUAUAUUUCCAGUUUCUUUACUCAACUCAUGAUUUAUAAAUUGGCAUUAAUGAAGGUCAUACCUUGUCCACAACUCGUCCAGCGCGACAUGGCUGGCAAGAAUAAGCUCUUUCAUCUUCUCUUUUCUCUCAAGCUUCAGUUCCUUUAGCUUUUCUUCAAGCUGUAAAUAUUAAAUUUGAGUUAUAAAAGAAAAUGUUACUUUAAUUUACUCAUUGUAAAAUUUGAUUGUAGAAUAUUUCUAUAGUAAAUGCAAAAUUGUCAAUGGUAAUAAAUUGCUACUAUCAAUAGAAUCGGUUGUUACAAAAGAAAUUAUUUCUAAACCGGUCCGAUUUGCAAAAUGUCCAUUAAUUUGUAACUUUAAACCUUUAAAACUUCUCAUUUAUUCAUUCACAUAUUGCCUUAUGGGAUUAGUGAGAAUAGUGUAACAGAGAUCUAUAAAACUUUCAUUGCAGGAAGCAUUUGAUUGUAAAAAAGUGUGUUAAACAGUGUAUUUGUAAGUUAUGUAUUAUAUAUGGUAAGAAAAUAAAAGUAACUCAUUAGGAAAUUGUUUUACAGAAUACAGUAAUAGAUUUAAGGAAUUACAUGUACUUGAGAAUAUGUAUAAACUUUAGAUUGGAGUUUCAUAUUUAAAAAAGUGUUUUAAAAAGUUUACAAACGAUACUGGAUAAGAAAUAUUAAAGAACUAUUUGUAAAUGAUGUAAACAUGAUUAAAAGAGCAUAAUAUUUUCUAAUGGAGCAAAAUCAGACUGACUAAAUGAACUUUUGACUUUGUUAUUUUAUUAAUUGUUAUUUUAAUUGAUUGAUGUAAAUCUUUAUUUACUAUUCUAUGUAUCUAUUUAUUGUACAUACAUGAAUAAAAAAGUUUGGAAUUACCUGGA